This is a messenger RNA of Penicilliopsis zonata CBS 506.65, 1677 nucleotides long. RefSeq lists its product as hypothetical. Gene Ontology annotation, biological process: fungal-type cell wall organization; calcineurin-mediated signaling. NCBI's taxonomy places the organism in Eukaryota, Fungi, Ascomycota, Eurotiomycetes, Eurotiales, Aspergillaceae. Gene Ontology annotation, molecular function: calmodulin binding; calmodulin-dependent protein phosphatase activity. The record is from RefSeq and is a predicted model, not a curated record. Bases 1 to 1677 code for a protein of 558 amino acids. Gene Ontology annotation, cellular component: cytoplasm; calcineurin complex. The transcript is spliced from 5 exons.
AUGGAUCGGACAUUGGCGCAAGCGGUAACGAACAAGAAGCCGGUCCCUGAGAUCGACUUCACCCUCCACACCAUGGAGGAUGGGACGCAGGUGUCGACGUUGGACAGGGUGAUCAAAGAGGUGCAAGCGCCGGCCCUGAACACGCCGACCGACGACCUGUUCUGGUCGCCCGAAGACCCUUCCAAGCCGAACCUCAACUUUCUCAAGCAGCAUUUUUACCGCGAAGGCCGUCUUACCGAGGAACAGGCGCUAUGGAUCAUCCAUGCCGGCACGCAGAUUCUCAGGUCCGAGCCCAACCUGCUCGAGAUGGACGCCCCGAUCACCGUGUGUGGCGAUGUCCAUGGCCAGUACUACGAUCUGAUGAAACUCUUCGAGGUUGGCGGAGACCCCUCGGAGACUCGAUAUCUCUUCUUGGGUGAUUAUGUCGACAGAGGAUAUUUUAGCAUCGAAUGUGUUCUCUAUCUGUGGGCCUUGAAGAUCUGGUACCCCAACAGUCUGUGGCUGCUGCGAGGCAACCACGAGUGCAGACAUUUGACCGACUACUUUACGUUCAAGCUCGAGUGCAAGCACAAAUAUAGCGAUAGGAUUUACGAGGCGUGCAUCGAGUCCUUCUGCUCCCUGCCGCUGGCGGCCGUCAUGAACAAGCAGUUUCUCUGCAUCCACGGUGGUUUGAGCCCUGAGCUCCAUACCCUGGAAGACAUCAAAGCGAUUGACCGCUUCAGAGAACCCCCUACCCAUGGCCUGAUGUGUGACAUUUUAUGGGCGGAUCCUCUUGAGGAGUUUGGCCAGGAGAAGACCGGGGAAUAUUUCAUCCACAACAGUGUCCGAGGCUGCUCCUAUUUCUUCUCCUACCCAGCUGCAUGCAACUUUCUCGAGAAGAACAACCUGCUGUCCAUCAUCCGUGCCCACGAAGCCCAAGACGCCGGCUACCGCAUGUACCGGAAGACUCGAACGACAGGCUUCCCCAGCGUGAUGACCAUCUUCAGCGCCCCCAAUUAUCUGGACGUGUACAACAACAAAGCUGCCGUCCUGAAGUAUGAGAAUAACGUCAUGAACAUUCGCCAGUUCAACUGCACCCCUCACCCGUACUGGCUGCCCAACUUCAUGGAUGUUUUCACCUGGUCCCUUCCGUUUGUUGGAGAGAAGAUCACGGAUAUGCUCAUUGCUAUCCUUAACACCUGUUCCAAAGAGGAGCUUGAAGACGAUACGCCAACCACCUCACCCUCGGGUCCCUCGUCCCCCCCGCUGGCAAUGGACGUCGAAACCAGCGAGUUCAAGCGUCGUGCUAUGAAGAACAAGAUUCUCGCCAUUGGCCGCCUUUCGCGGGUCUUCCAGGUUCUGCGUGAAGAGUCGGAGCGGGUUACAGAGCUCAAGACCGCGGCUGGUGGUCGCCUGCCUACUGGAACGCUGAUGCUUGGAGCCGAGGGUAUCAAGCAGGCCAUCCAUAAUUUUGAAGACGCCCGCAAGGUUGACCUUCAAAACGAACGUCUGCCUCCUAGCCAGGAGGAAGUCAUUCGCAAGAGCGAGGAGGAUAGACGAGUGGCUAUUGAACGUGCCCACCACGAAGCUGACAAUGACGCCGGCCUGGCCUCUGUGGCACGACGGAUCAGCAUGUCGGCUGGUGCGGGCAAGGGCCGUCGCCACAAAGACGCAACCAGAGAAGCCAAGGAAGCGUGA